This is a messenger RNA of Bactrocera neohumeralis, 3134 nucleotides long. It is a transcript of the gene Mcm3, whose product is annotated as DNA replication licensing factor Mcm3. The coding region runs from base 422 to 2890 and encodes 822 amino acids. The record is from RefSeq and is a predicted model, not a curated record. Lineage: Eukaryota; Metazoa; Arthropoda; Insecta; Diptera; Tephritidae. Gene Ontology annotation, biological process: DNA strand elongation involved in DNA replication; double-strand break repair via break-induced replication; mitotic DNA replication initiation. The transcript has 5 exons. Gene Ontology annotation, cellular component: MCM complex; nucleus. Gene Ontology annotation, molecular function: single-stranded DNA helicase activity; ATP binding; ATP hydrolysis activity.
AUAAAAACAAAGAAAAUAUUGGAUUUAAAGGCACACGCCAAACAUAUUCGUAAAGUAGAGUUAAAAACGAGUAUUUAAAGCCGCUCUCCUGAACCGUUACCAUUAAUUCCUCCAAAAAUGACAUUUUUUAUUAAAACAAAAAAGUCUUGAUUAUAACCGAAUGUACCCUGUUUAUUGUUUAAGUACAAUUUUAUAAUACUUUUCUGAAAAGCCGCUAUUUUGAAUAAAUACUUGCAUGAUGUACAUAUAUUGAUCGUGUAGAAAUCAGUCGCGCAAGUAAUAAUGUGGCAAUUAUUAUAUUGUAUAAUCUGGUAACACAAUAAUCGUAAAAUUUAAAGCGCGGGAGCUUGGCAUAUGUUUUGAAGAACGUUGGUGUGGUAUUGAUUUAUUUAACUCAAAGUUUUCAUUUAUACCAAUAAUUAUGGCGGAUGCUGAACAUUAUAUUAGGGACAUACAGCGAGAAUAUGUAGAUUUUUUAGAUGAUGAAGAGGACCAAGGAAUUUAUUCGGGACUUAUUAAGGAUAUGAUUGCUGAGAAGGGGCGGCGACUAAUCGUUAACAUAAGUGAUCUGAAACGCAAAAAUCCUCAACGAGCUCAGGGGCUUCUAUCAAAUGCAUGUGAUGAGCAAUUAGCGUUUGGAAGAGCUCUGAAGGAAUACGUUGCAACGGUGGAUCCUACCUAUGCAAAACAACAUGAAGACUUUUUUGUUGGAUUUGAAGGCUGUUUUGGGAAUCGGCAUGUUACUCCCCGUUCCUUAACUUCAAUCUAUUUGGGGAAUUUAGUUUGUGUUGAAGGUAUUGUCACAAAGGUUUCUUUAAUACAUCCGAAAGUGGUCCGCAGUAUUCACUACUGUCCAGCAACGAAAAAAGUUAUGGAAAGGAAAUAUACAGAUUUAACUUCAUUUGAAGCAGUUCCCUCCAGCGCUGUCUAUCCCACAAAAGAUGAUGAGGGAAAUUUGUUAGAAACUGAGUUUGGGCUAUCGGUAUAUAAAGAUCAUCAAACUGUUACGAUACAAGAAAUGCCUGAAAAAGCACCAGCAGGUCAAUUACCUAGAUCGGUUGAUAUUAUAUGUGAUGACGAUAUGGUUGAUCGAUGCAAACCUGGUGAUCGUGUUCAGAUAGUGGGAAGUUAUCGCUGUCUGCCAGGAAAGUUUGGAGGAUAUACUUCUGGCACAUUCCGUACUGUCUUGCUAGCAAACAAUAUUUCACUCUUAAGCAAAGAUAGUAACAUGCUUAUUUGCCGUGAAGACAUCAUCUUAUGCAAAAAAUUGGCCAAAAAUAAUGAUAUUUUUGAUUUGUUGGCUAAGAGUUUGGCUCCUUCUAUUCAUGGACAUUCUUUCGUUAAGAGAGCAAUUUUAUGCCUCUUAUUAGGAGGAGUAGAAAAGGUUUUACCGAAUGGUACUCGGUUGCGAGGGGACAUCAAUGUCCUUCUUAUUGGAGAUCCCAGUGUAGCGAAAUCCCAAUUAUUGAGGUAUGUGUUAAAUACAGCGCCAAGGGCAAUACCAACCACAGGUCGAGGUUCAAGUGGAGUAGGUUUAACGGCAGCUGUUACGACUGAUCAAGAAACUGGUGAGCGCAGAUUAGAAGCAGGUGCAAUGGUUUUAGCCGAUAGGGGUGUUGUUUGUAUUGACGAAUUUGACAAAAUGAGUGACAUUGAUCGUACCGCAAUUCACGAAGUCAUGGAACAAGGACGUGUUACAAUUUCAAAAGCUGGAAUACAUGCAUCUUUAAAUGCACGCUGCUCAGUACUAGCGGCCGCAAAUCCAGUCUAUGGAAGGUAUGAUCAAUAUAAAACUCCAAUGGAAAAUAUUGGCCUUCAAGAUUCGCUUCUUUCUCGUUUUGAUUUACUAUUCGUAAUGUUGGACGUAAUUGAUAGCGAUAUUGACCAAAUGAUUUCGGAUCAUGUUGUGCGUAUGCACCGUUACCGUAAUCCAAAGGAAACAGAUGGUGAACCUCUUUCAAUGGGUAGCUCGUAUGCAGAUUCCUUAUCAUUCACUGCAAAUUCUGAUGAGAAAAAAGAAAUAGAAAUCUUUGAAAAAUAUGACCCAUUGCUUCAUGGUAAGUCGAGAAAGCGGCAAGAAAAAAUUUUGUCUGUCGAUUUUAUGCGUAAAUAUAUUCAUAUUGCAAAAUGCAUGAAGCCAAAAUUAAGCGAACAAGCUUGUGAAGUUAUUGCGACGGAGUAUUCAUCCUUGCGCUCUCAAGAAAAUGUGCAAUCCGAUGUUGCUCGUACUCAACCAGUUACAGCUCGAACAUUAGAAACUCUUAUACGACUUGCCACAGCACAUGCUCGAGCUAGAUUGUCAAAAACUGUAACCGCAGAUGACGCACAGAGUGCAAUAGAAUUGGUGCAGUUUGCAUAUUUUAAGAAAGUCUUAGAAAAAGAAAAAGGUAACAAACGACGACGUGGGGAAGCAUCAACUGAUGAGGAUGAAAACCAGAAAUCACCAACCAGGAAAAGUAAACGUACUCGCACAGAAACAUUACAAGCGGAAACGGAAAGUGCUGCAUAUGAUACUGAUGAAGAAAUUGAAGCACCUCAACCGGAUGCAGGUGAUUUAACACGGCGUGAAACAAGAAAGUCAAAUAAUACGGGUCGAAAGGUUACAGCAGCUGUUGGUGCGGCCACUCAACGGCACGAACAAAGUACACUUCAUACAAGUGAAGAUAUAACUCCAUUUAUAUCAGAUACAAGAUUGAGCAUAUUCAAACAUAGUUUGCAACGAUUGUUCCGGGAGGCUAGGGAACAGAGUUUAUCUCUAGAACGAAUUACAAACGCUAUCAAUGAAAAUAAUUCUGAACAAUUCUCAAGUUCUGAAAUUGAAGCUGCCAUGCAUCAAAUGACUGAAGAUAAUCAAGUAAUGGUUGCUGAUGGUAUCGUUUUCUUAAUAUAAUUUUCUGUAAGAGUAUAUUCAUUCGAACUUUUGUCAAGUUUAUAUAUAUUACUCUAGUUUUCAAAGCGGCUGACUUUCAUUUGUAAUGUUCAAUGUUUUGUAAGUUAAUCUACCAAUAUUUUGUUUUACGAUAAUUAAUUUGUUGGGUAGAUUAGAUAUGGUAUGAUUGGAUAACUAGAUAUAAUUUAUUUGAACUUAUCUUUUUUUGUCAUUGAAAAUAAAUCAUUUUAUCAUUAAAAUUAAA